Salvia hispanica is the source of this 558-nucleotide messenger RNA. RefSeq names its product protein RESPONSE TO LOW SULFUR 3-like. Lineage: Eukaryota; Viridiplantae; Streptophyta; Magnoliopsida; Lamiales; Lamiaceae. The record is from RefSeq and is a predicted model, not a curated record. Gene Ontology annotation, biological process: cellular oxidant detoxification.
CUCAUAACACAAACUCACAAACCAAACCACACAUCAAUAUAAUUUGAUAAAAUGGCGCCAAGCAUUGCCAUUCCCGCGGCCGCGCAGCAAACGAAAGGAGAGGCGGCGCUGAGGCGGAGGAACGGGGAACUGGAGAGGGAGCUGAGGGAGAGCCUCGAGAGAGAGGAGAGAACGAGGGCGGAGUUGACACGAGCAAUGGAGCGCCUCAUGGUCACGGAGGAGGCCGAGGAGCGCCUCUGCUUUCAGCUUGGCGAGCUCGAGGCCGAGGCCGUGGGCCAGGCCCGGGAAUACAGGGCCCGGAUUAUGGAGCUGAUGGAGCAGCUUGCCGGAAUGACUCGACAAACCUCCCCAUUUUCAAGCCUCAUUUCUCAAUGACAUUUAUUUUUCUUUUCUUCAAUUUUACGAUUGUCAAUUCUCUUUUUGAGUAGGCACCAUUUAUAUGUAUAGAAGAGAUCCAAUUUCUCAAUUGGAAUUCGCUGAAUAAAGAUGAGAAAUGUAAAGUUUGUUGAAUUUCGCACUAGUUUGAGAAUAUAUAAUUAGUAGUACUAUUACGAUCGA